GCCGGGACCGGAGCCGGGAGCCGGCCGGGCCAUGCCAGGCGGAGCCCCCGCGGGCGCGGCGCGGCGCCAUGGCCGCUGAGAACCGCUCGGCGCCGGGCGGCGGCGCGCCCUGGGCCGGGCUGCCCGAUUUCAUCUUCCAGAAGGAGCUGUUUUCUGCGAGAGACACAGAUCCCAUGCACAACCUCUCUGCUCAGCCCUGGCAGGCGAAGAUGGCCAACCUGACCUAUGACAACUUCACCCUGGGCAACCGCUCCGAGGUGGCCGUGCAGCCUCCCACCAACUACAAGACAGUGGAGCUGGUUUUUAUCGCCACUGUCACCGGCUCGCUCAGCCUUGUCACCGUGGUGGGGAACAUCCUGGUGAUGCUCUCCAUCAAGGUGAACCGCCAGCUCCAGACUGUCAACAACUAUUUCCUCUUCAGCCUGGCCUGCGCAGAUCUCAUCAUCGGGGUCUUCUCCAUGAACCUCUACACGGUCUACAUCAUCAAAGGCUACUGGCCGCUGGGGGCCGUGGUGUGUGACCUGUGGCUGGCCCUGGACUACGUGGUGAGCAAUGCCUCUGUCAUGAACCUGCUCAUCAUCAGCUUUGACCGGUACUUCUGUGUCACCAAGCCCCUGACGUACCCGGCCAGGAGGACCACCAAGAUGGCAGGGCUCAUGAUCGCGGCCGCAUGGAUAUUGUCCUUCAUUCUCUGGGCCCCUGCCAUCUUGUUCUGGCAGUUCAUUGUGGGCAAGAGGACAGUCCCCGAGAGGGAAUGCUACAUCCAGUUCCUCUCCAACCCAGCGGUGACAUUUGGCACAGCCAUUGCUGCUUUCUACCUGCCCGUGGUCAUCAUGACGGUGCUGUAUAUCCACAUUUCCCUGGCCAGCAGAAGCAGGGUAAGGAGGCACAAGCCUGAGAGCAGGAAAGAGAGGAAAGCCAAGUCCCUCAGAUUCCUCAAGGGCCCUGUGGUCAAACAGAACAACAAUAACUCUCCCAAGAGGGCCGUGGAGGUGAAGGAGGAGGUGAGGAAUGGGAAAGUGGAUGACCAGGCGUCUGCACAGACAGAGGCCACUGGCCAUCAGGAAGAGAAGGAGACAUCCAAUGAGUCCAGCACCGUCAGCAUGACCCAGACCACAAAAGACAAGCCCACAGCAGAAAUCUUGCCAGCAGGGCAAGGACAGAGUCCGGCCAACCCCCGGGUGAACCCAACUUCCAAGUGGUCCAAGAUUAAGAUUGUCACCAAGCAGACUGGGACUGAAUGUGUCACCGCCAUUGAGAUCGUCCCAGCUAAGUCAGGUGCCUCUAACCACAACUCCCUGGCCAACAGCCGCCCAGUCAAUGUUGCCAGGAAGUUUGCCAGCAUCGCCAGGAGCCAAGUACGGAAGAAGCGCCAGAUGGCUGCCCGAGAGAAGAAAGUCACCCGAACCAUAUUUGCCAUCCUGCUGGCCUUCAUACUCACAUGGACGCCCUACAACGUGAUGGUCCUCAUUAACACCUUCUGUGAGACCUGCGUGCCCGAAACAGUGUGGUCCAUCGGCUACUGGCUCUGCUAUGUCAACAGCACCAUCAACCCAGCCUGCUAUGCCCUCUGCAAUGCCACUUUCAAGAAAACCUUCAAGCACCUUCUCAUGUGCCAGUACAGGAACAUUGGCACAGCCAGAUAAACUGGUACUCAGGGACCACUUCAGUAACAUUAUGGAAACCCUUCCCUUUGCCUCCUUUGCCAGCGGGGGUUCUUCUGCUCCCCACUCACAACAGAGCAGACUGCAGUGAUUGCAGAUGACGCCCUUCAUCCAACGCUGACAAAAAUCUAAGGCACCUCUGAGCUGCAGGUCCUUCCUGUCACCCUGGGCCUGGGGACUAGCUCGGGGAGACACCAGGAAAGCCAGAGGCAAGAGGAGAUGUGGUCCCCAGGAGCUCUUCCCAGCUCCAUACUCUUGAGAUUGGCCAAAUGGCAUCAGUGUUUCUCCCAAGACUGGAUGUACCUUUUUCCCCAGCUGACCAUCUCCAAGGUGUCAGAGCUUGUCUGCAUGCAGAUGAGCUAAUGCUGGAUGCUUUCCAUUGGCUUCUAAAGUGUUUAUUACCCAAGAAAUGAAGAGAAACCAGGGUCAAACAUUUGCUAGACAUCUUGGACCGGGCUGGCUCAGGCAUGCUAAUGGGGAGUCCUGCUUGCUCAGCCAGGCCCCCUGCGAAGGCACUCAAGAUUGGACCCUAACAGAUGCGGCAAGUGCUUCCUUUUCCUCGAGAGUGCUAUCGGACAUCCUCACCCAGGGACCUGAGGCAGAAUUUUACUCUGGGCUCCGGCUCUGCUCUCCCCUUCAUGCCCUUUCUGCCCUCUGACAGCAACUUGCUGUAAAGACAGACAGAUAAACCAAGCGUUUCACUCCUGGGUGAGGAGUGUGAAACCCAGUUGCCUCCGACAACGAUGGAACCUAAAACUGCAAAAAAAAAAAAAAAGCAGUAGUGUGGUGCAGGACUUGCUCCACAGCCCUGAGGGAAUGGUGCCCCUGAGAAGUGGGCAGCAGUGACUGUGGAAUAAA
This is a messenger RNA of Hirundo rustica (Barn swallow), 2522 nucleotides long. It is a transcript of the gene CHRM4, whose product is annotated as cholinergic receptor muscarinic 4. The transcript is spliced from 3 exons. The record is from RefSeq and is a predicted model, not a curated record. Gene Ontology annotation, biological process: G protein-coupled receptor signaling pathway, coupled to cyclic nucleotide second messenger; chemical synaptic transmission; adenylate cyclase-inhibiting G protein-coupled acetylcholine receptor signaling pathway. Gene Ontology annotation, cellular component: dendrite; plasma membrane; synapse. Gene Ontology annotation, molecular function: G protein-coupled serotonin receptor activity; G protein-coupled acetylcholine receptor activity. Lineage: Eukaryota; Metazoa; Chordata; Aves; Passeriformes; Hirundinidae. Bases 69 to 1646 code for a protein of 525 amino acids.